Molecule: messenger RNA, 10916 nt
Organism: Betta splendens (Siamese fighting fish)
Lineage: Eukaryota; Metazoa; Chordata; Actinopteri; Anabantiformes; Osphronemidae
Product: vascular endothelial growth factor C-like
Exons: 9
Coding region: 7337-8653 (438 amino acids)
Biological process (GO): positive regulation of endothelial cell proliferation; vascular endothelial growth factor receptor signaling pathway; induction of positive chemotaxis
Cellular component (GO): membrane
Molecular function (GO): growth factor activity; vascular endothelial growth factor receptor 3 binding; chemoattractant activity
Source: RefSeq, a predicted model, not a curated record
AGAAGAAGUGGCAAGUAUCAACAAAUAUGGGGCAGGCCCUGAGUACCAGAUGGUAGGUGGUAUGGUAGACUGGGAACUACCGACAGGACCCCAGGUGCAGGCUGUGCAAAGAUACCUCUGAAACAAUUCAGCACAAGAUGCUAGCAGGCAGGACAUAAAAUGGCAUAACCAAGUGGCUGGCAUAGUGUACAGAAACAUCUGUGCUGUGUACAGGCUGGAAGUCCCAAAUUCCAAAUGGGACACACCUCCAAAGGUGGUUGAGAAUGACACAGCUAAGAUCCUGUGGGACUUCCAGAUACAGACCGACAAGCUGGUAAUGGCCAACCAACCAGACAUAGUAGUGGUGGACAAAUAGGAGAACAAGGCUGUAGUGAUAGAUGUAUAUGUGUAUAUAUGUAUAUACGAGUGUUCAAAAGUAUAUACAUAUAUAGAGACUCGUAUAUACGACUCUUCAAAAGUUCAGACAAGGGAACUUGAGUUUGGGAGUGAGUAAAAAGUACCGUAGCGGAGUACAUGUGUGUGACUGACAGAGACAGCUGCUGUUCGGGCUCGAGCGACAAAAGUAAAACCUGGAGUGGAGUUCGAAAAAACAUCUCUCCGACUCCCCCUCUGUCACGUCUCUGAUAGAGCUCAUUAAAUUGUUUUGUGUUUUGCUUGGUUCAGAAAAUAAAAUACAUUUCAGCAUUAGGAAUUCAGCAUCUUAUCCAAAGUGCUUCUAGACCCACACUGGACUGUGACUGUCAUUCGACUUAUGUCUCUACCCACACAACCAAUAUCCUGACCAGGUCACGGAUACUGUGGUCUGGACGCAGUUUUCCCCAGUUGACAACAGAGGUCAGCAGAAAGUAUCCCCAGCCCGUCCCAUUCGCCUUUGAGAGGACGUAUGGGGUCUUAGGCUUUUAUUUUGAAGGUUGGUUUUGAGAGUUUUGCGCCUUAACGUGGUUAAUUACCGGGACUGCUCAUCUGUUUCCAUAAAAGGGGGCUCACAUUCUUACAGAAGUGUGUGGAGAGAGAGAGCGAGAAAGAGCGAGAGAGAGCGAGAGAGAGCGCGCACAUGAAUGCGCGUUAUCAGCGGCAGACGCAGAGGGAAGCGCACACACAAGGGAGGGUUUUUUAAAUCGUCCACGGACCACUUGGCUUCUCGGACCUAAUAAACAUGCACCUCCUGGGUAUCUCUCUCCUGCUCACAUACCUUCUCUACACCACCAUCGCCAGCGACUACUAUGAUUACUACGAGCAGUCUACAGACGAGCCGCUCUGUGCAGGGUGGGGGUGAAGCAGCAGCAGCCAGUCAUGAUCACAGCAUACUCUUAAUUGGGAUGAUAAGCUCCUGUCUUCAAACCUUUAAAUCCUCCAAGUUGACCUCAGGAAUUCAAACAGCUGAUUUCGACUAACAUGUCAAACAGAUGCCGUCUGUCUGCUCGAGACCUGCUUUCUACCUGAAAACCAGUCGUUUAAUGUGUUGGAUCUUCUUAGUGUUCAGAUGGUGUAUGUAUUUACCCAGGUGUGUGUCCGUCUUUUGGUUCUUCAUCUGUCUGCUCCACUUUGUUGUUUGCUAGUUGUACUGCUUUAGCUGUGCUUUGUGUUUCUUUGUUUCUAUUGUUUGUUUUAGUUCUUAAAUUCUUGGUUUCCUGCAGAGUAGUGAUGUAAUAGUUUUUUCUCCAUGUCCAAGUUCAAUAGAUUUAAACAUUUUAUGCGUAGACAUGUACUUGUCAAAAAACAGACCCUUUAAAACUAAUGAUUUCAUUUUCUGUAUCUGAAUAUGUUUCCUGUCCUAUUUUAAAGGUUUGGUUGUUGUGAGCUGUAAUAGUGAGUGACAGUGGAUGUGAUGACAUGUCAGCACCUACUUCAUGUCUCUGAGGCUCAGUUUGGUUCAUUAUGGUAAACAUGGAUCAGAAUAGAACAUUAUCAGAACUGGUGUUGCUCAUCUGCUGGGCCAGGACUGAAAGGAAGCAAAGCUGCACUGGUGACCUGUCCCGGUGAACCCGCUUGUUUGAACGCUGUGACAGGCAAUGGCUGUUCUGUUCACUAACACGUGCUCUGGCCUGUACAGGUUCAUUCAUGAUGCAAAAACCUGCUCUGCUGUGCUGCUGUGUGCAUGUUCCCAUCCCAACAGCUGCAGAUUGAAAGUAGGUGGGUGAAACCACUCCCAUGUGCGUUACCCACCGAACAUUAGGACCCAUACACUGGACUCUGAAUCGUGCCUCUGCAUUUUGUCUGCAUGAGCUGUCCACACUCUUUGCCCCUGCUAAACAGGCUUGUUGCAGCAAAACCAUAACAUAACAUAACAUAACAUAACAUAACAUAACAUAACAUAACAUAACAUAACAUAACAUAACAUAACAUAACAUAACAUAACAUAACAUAACAUAACAUAAAAAAAUUAUUUAAAUUAUUUAAUUAAAUAAACUUUGAUAUUUGAAUGGUUUCUGUAGCUGAAAGUAUGCGGGACUAGUUGGAUGCAGAAAAAAUGUACAGAAAAAACAAAGCAACUAGAUAAAGCAUUUCCAGAGGAAAAUGCACAGUGAAUGUUUCCAUGCUGAAUGUAUUAGUGAUAAAUUGCUGAAGGUAGCUGAAACAUUUAAAACAUAGCUGAAAAGAGCAAAAGCAUGUAAAGCAUAGAUGAAUGUACCUAAAGAGAAUUUUGAGUUAUUUAAACAGAACUGAAUAUUUGCAAAAUAGAUACAGAGAUGGAGAAAUGGAGAAAGCAUCUGCAAGUAUUUGCUAAACAGUAAAACAGUCUCAUUUAAUUAUUCACAAUUAACCAGUCAGAAGCAAAACAUAGUGCCAUUGAAGAUAGAGAUUUGGAUUGGUGCUUUAUUGUGAAAGGAACUUGAGGACAUGUGUGUCCUAAAUUGCUAAAAGAAAGCUCAUUAAGUAAUCUAAAACCAGAAAAACGGGCUACUUAGGCUAAAGAUUUACAUUGGUGCUUCUAGUUUGAAAGGAUUGGGAAAGGGGUGGGCAAUUGCUAAAGUGUAAAAUAGUCUCAUUCAUUAGCAGUCAUUAACCAGUCAGAGGCAUAAAUAUUACCAAUAAAGUGUCAGGUUUGCUUAGCGAGGGCGGCACGGUGGUGCGGUGGGUAGCACCGUCGCCUCACAGCAAGAAGGUUCUGGGUUCUGGUGCCUUUCUGUGUGGAGUUUGCACGUUCUCCCCGUGUUUGCAUGGGUUCUCUCUGGGUUCUCCGGCUUCCUCCCACAGUCCAAAGACGUGCAUUGUUGAUUGGCCUCUCUCCAUUGCCCGUAGGUGUGAGUGUGUGUGUGAAUGGUUGUAUGUCUCUGUGUUGCCCCGCGAUGGACUGGCAGGGUGUACCCUGCCUCUCACCCAUAGCCAGCUGGGUUAGGCUCCAGCACCCCCAUGACCCCGCAUAUGGGAAUAAGCGGCUUGGAAAAUGGAUGGAUGGGUUUGCUUAGCGAUCGGACCCACAUGCACAGUGUAGACACUAUAGUAAGUUUGCAGAACAGUCUUUAUUCCAUAAUCGUAGUCAGAGACAGUCCGGGUCAUACCACAGGAGAUCUCAACAGGCAAGGGUUCGUUAACAGAUAGACACGGUAAAGGUACAGGUAAGGAGCAGGCUUUCUCAGGGCCAGACGGUCGACGUUACCCAAUGAAGAUACAGGCAAGGGGCAGGCAGGAGUCAGGAGUCAGGUUCCGAAACACGAUCAAGGACACGGUAGACAAUUCGAGAAUGCUGGAAAGUGGUGACAAACACGCGACAAUCUGGCGUCUGACUGCUGAAUGAGGUGGUGACUAAAUACUGGUGGUGAUUACUAAUUAUUGUCAGGUGUGCAUGAUGAAGACCGGUGAUGACAUGAAAACAGCUGUGGUGUGAAUGGAGCAGUAAACAGGAACAGAACUAAAACAUGACAUAAAGGUAUAAAUUGUAUUAAAGGUGAAUUAAGUUGGUGCUUUCAUUUUGAAAGGAUAUUAAAGAAGCAUAUGCAAGUAAUUGCUAAACAGUAAAAUAGUCUCAUUAACUACUCAUAAUAAAACCAUAAUAAACCAGUUAAAAGCAGAAAUAUUCCCAUUUGUAGCUAAAGAUCUGGAUUGGUGCUUUUAUUUUGAAAUGACAUAGAGCAAGUUUAUGCAGGUAAUUGCUAAACAGCAAAAUACUCUCAUUAACUGCACAUAAUAAACCAGUUAAAGAUAGCUAAAAAUCUGGAUUGGUGCUUUUAUUAUACUUUAUAUAGGAUUUGGAGGUGGGGUGUGUGCUUAAUAGCUUAACUGUAAAAUAGUCUCAUUACCUAGUCACAAUUAUAAAUUCAAAAGCAAAAAUAGUGCUUUUAAAGCUAAAGAUUUGGAUUGGUGCUUUUAUUUUGAAAGGUUUGAAAGGAUUCAGAGGAUUUGUCUGAUUAAUUACUAAACAUUCAAACAGUGUAAUGAACUAAUCAGUAAUUUGCAUAGAGCUGCUACACUGAGCAUCAGGAGUUUGACCUGUCAAUCAAAUUAUUAUUAUUUGUGAAACAUGGGGUUUGCAGUUCAAAUCCAGUUGAUCUUCCCGAUGUUUGUCUUAUCUUAAUAGAUAUUAUCUUGUCUUUUACUAGAUAUUUCACAUAACCAAUAACUGAUGAAAUAGUAUAUAUAACUAUAACAAUAAUAAUAAUAACAUGCAAAUUGAAUGUAAUUGAAUUACAUAAAGUUUAGGUUUUAGUCAUUUGACAGGCAGUGACAGGCUGUGGGAGUGUGAAUGGGAGGUGGAGUGGAGGGAUGACUGAGGGUCAAAGGGUUAGAAUGCACCAUGAUCUGAGAAGCUGAGAGUCUCAAAUGACCGCUUUUAUCAGCCAUCAUUGGCACUGCAUAUGAGGAACAAGCUUGUGACUAUUGGUAUGAAACAUAUAACAGUUAUUGUUCAUAAUAUUUAAUAUUAGUCCAGGUGUUUGCUCAUGGAACAACGUGAUCCACUGGGACCACACAUUUACAUUAUAUUCAUGAGAUGUGAGGUCAGUGGUUUGACUACUGGUUCCUGAAGCCCUGGAUGAGGUGCUUCUUGCUCUGUUCUGUUCUCACGCACUGGAACAGAAUGUUUUCUCUCUGUCUACACUCACUACAGACACGUCAGAGUGCAGCUAUGAGCGUCCAUUUUUUUACCAAACAUUACAGGAAUGUGACGUUUAUAUUGUUUAUUUUUAUGUGAACUCAUAGCAGCCUCUUGUCUUAAGGUGUAUGAAGAGGUUUUUAGAGCAAGUUCUACUAAUCAGUGGCUAUUUCUUUGGGAAUAAGCAUUAUUAUUACUGCUUUCAUGUCCUGAAGGGAACAUGGAUGUAGAAAAAAAGAAAGACAUCAGUUGUAAUACAUAUUUGACAGGGAAAGGUGUGGGUAGAAAAGGGUAAACAACAUUCAGGACUUCCCGCAGAACAAGCGAGUUUCAGGUCUGCUGCCUGCCAGCGUGUGCGGUAACCACCAGUUCACAUUCAUCUUAUCUUUUCUGGCUCACUUUAAUCUGAUCUACACGCUUGUGUCUGGGUGUGAAGCAUCAUGGUCCAUGGGAUGAGAACAUCUUCGCUUCAUCCUUCAUCCUGCUAAGGCCAUGUGCUGCCCUGAAGAUUUCUGAUUUCUGUUGUCAGAGGAAUAAUUAUUAGGUGAAGGACACUGGUCCUGGAGACCCCAGAUGGCGCCUACAUGCUUCAUGUAAUGUUGUGUUUUUCUCUCUUUGAUGUAUGUGAGUGUGUGACAGGUCUUUUUCAUGUCUGCUGCAUCGGAUUCUUUUACCAUCUGUGCUUGAGUGGUAUUUAGCUUUGCUUUGAAUGUUCCAUCAAAACUCACCGUCUGCUUAGACAUGGUCCCCAUCAGGAGCUAGUUACGGCAUGUCAGGUUGAGCUGCAUGUGUUUGUGCUUUUAUCUAAAUAGACUGAGUUGUCUGAAAUGAGUCAUGUUGAGGUACAUGUGAGUGAGGUAGUGGGGUAUGCACAGGGAUAAAACACUAACCAUAGCCUCAGACUACCUCAUCCCAGCCGCUUUCCACUCAGCCACAAACUGCCCCAAUGCACACUGGAGGUCCUGGCCUGAUGAAGCCAACAGGACAACGCCCUGCCAAAGUCCAACAUGCACCGGGAACAGGUCUUACUGUCGGCAAUGCGAACCAAGUUCCUGCUCCGGUUUACAGACUGGACAGCCCUUGGACCCCAUACUCCUGGAGUACCCCCCACAGAAUGCCAGAGGGGAUGCAAUUGAAUGCUUUCUCCAAGUCUACAAAACACAUGUGGACUGGUUUGGCAAACUCCCACAAACCCUCACCUAGUGAGGGUGUAGAGCUGGUCAAGCGUUUCACAACCAGGUUGAAAACCACAAAAAGGCACACUAUGAGCUGAAUUCUCCUCUCCAGUACCCUGGAAUACUGAAACAAAUUAGCAAUUUAGCAUUACUGAGUUUACUGUGUGUUAAUUAGUCUGAUGGUGACAGUGUUCUCAUUUCAAUACAUGAAGAACAGGAAAGAGGAGUAUAGUGACAAAGCUGGGCCUCAGUCAUAAGGCUGCACAGUGUCUGGAUUUUUAUUCAAAAUGACUCUAUUUUCAGUUGCUUGGUUCCUUGAAGCUGUUGUGAAAAAGAAAAGACUGUUCUUGUGAAAACACCACCCAGACACAAGGAGAAACACAAUGAAUGAGGGGAAACAGAGGCAGGAUACACACGAACGCACACACACGCAUGCAGUGUGUGUGCGUGUGUGUGUGUGUGCAAGCUUGCAGCAAACAAUCCCACUGUUCCUUUCUGCACAAUACCAUAUAUUUCAUUGGUCUGAAGGACAGGAAGUGAGAUAACAUUCAUAUACGCUGCACAUGCAACUAACAGAGAUAAAGAAUUAGAUUGUGACCGAGCAGCUCUAAAACAUCCUCUGACCAAUAACAUACUCCUAUUCACGUGGUUCUCUAAAUGUGAUAUAGAGACAGUAUCAUCGUGUAUAAAGUCCUGCUAUGUCAUAUGGCGGAGUCAAGCCGAGGCAAUUUUAUCAACAGAUGCCUGUUUGGUUUCUUUCAUUACAGCAUUCUCAUAAUCUGGCAACUUCAGCAUUAGACCAGUUGUUGGCCCCCUCUCCCUCAGCCCUGUGACUUUUGAAUAGAGUCAGAGUAUUAAGUUUAAAAUUAUUUUGUACAUUAGUUCGUAUUUUUUAUGUAAUUUUAAAUGUGAUCAGGUAUGUAAAUUCUCAGGUGUAAUGCAAAGAACUACUGGACCAGUAUCUCACAGCCCUGAGGUCCAGGAGCAACAAUCACGUUAACCUGGCAAAAUAAAUAUUUUAAUCGGGUAUUAUUUUGUAAAAUUAUAUUUUACAUUGUUUAAUGUGCUAUUUACAAGUUAAUGCUGAGGUGAUGUGUAGGUGUGUUGGACAGAAGCAAUUUGACUUGUGAUGGUUGGAACUUUUAAAGAGGCACUGGUGAGAUGGAAGCAUCUCCUGUGUACAAUUUGUACCUCUGUAAAUGACCACCAUGCAUAUUUUGCAACCGGUCACUCAGCGGCGGCGCAGCGUGGGCGUGGCUGCUGGACACGAGCGUCUGCACACCUAGGCACACAUAUGGACGCUGCACACACAGAAGACUCCCCACCAAAGCCAGAUGUGGAGCAGAAGCUCCGCUCCGCCUCCAGCGUGGAUGAACUGAUGAGUCUCAUUUAUCCGUCGUAUUGGGCUGCUCUUAAGUGCAGAUCCAAGAUGUCUGCGGCCAAACUGUCCCUGCGGCCGCAACUUCACCGACUGAGGCCUCUGACUGAAGCAGAGGAGCUGACAUAUGGUGCCGCCUACCUCAAUCUAGAUGUCCUGAAAAGUAUAGAGUUGGAGUGGAGGAGAACUCAGUGCAUGCCCAGGGAAGUGUGUGUCGAUGUGGGCAGGGAGUUCGGAGCUCCUACCAACAUAUUCUAUAAACCGCCUUGUGUGUCCGUGUACAGAUGUGGAGGAUGCUGCCACUCUGAAGACAAACAGUGCAGGAACAUCUCCACUGGUUACCUCAGCAAAACUCUGUUUGAAAUCUCGGUGCCGAUCAGCCAAGGCACCAAGCCGGUGACCAUCAGUGUGGCCAACCACACCCAGUGCAGCUGUCUGUCCAAGCUGGAUGUUUACAAGCAGGUUCACAGCAUCAUCAGGAGAUCCCUGCCGGAGUGCCCAGUUGCCAAUAAGACGUGUCUCCCUGGUCAGGCUUGGAGCUCCGGGCUAUGCCAGUGUAGCUCGGCUGCCAGUGUGAACCACAACCCCCCUUUACCACCACCACCUCCUUCAUGGCAGCCGCAACAGAACCUCGACAUCUUCUCUGCAGAUGUGUGUGGCUCCGAUAAGGAGCUGGAUGUAGAGACCUGUCAGUGUGUGUGUCGGCGUAGGGAUCCCAGUGACGGCUGUGGGCCCAACCAACAUGUGGAUCGCAACACCUGCCAGUGCGUCUGCAGCACCGCCUUCACCCCAUCCUGUCCAGUCAACCACGUCUUCAGCACAGACACCUGUCAGUGUGUGUGUGCCCGGACGUGUCCGAGGCACCAGCCGCUCAACAGAACCAAGUGUUCCUGUGAAUGUAUUGAAUCACCAAACAAGUGCUUCCUGAAAGGACGGCGCUUCCAUGUAGCUACCUGCAGCUGUGUUCGACCUCCCUGCGAGGUCAGAAGGCGAAGGUGUGAACCAGGAUUCUCCUUCAGCGAGGAAGUGUGUCGCUGCAUCCCAUCCCACUGGAGGCGGCUGGACUGACCGUCCCCAAGAGACCUGCUGGUUAUCAGCUGUGAUGGCAGCUAAGUGUGUAAUACCUUGAUGGGUAUGUAAAGGCCUGAAUGACUGGAGCGCAGAUAUGGAACCUGGUGAAUUGUGGGAAAUACACUGACUCUGCUUUGAGGAUGUUUAAUUGGGAGCGUGACUGAUUCAAGCCCUGGACUAAAAGAGACACACUCACAACUUUUUCUGUGUUCUUGUAUUAAUUUUGUCUCUAUGUUUUUAUGUCAGAUAUUGAUUAUAUAAUUUAUUAAAUAUUAUUUCAUGAAAAUGCACAUUGAUCUGUAUUUUUAUUAUAUAAGUAUAUGUGUAAAAUAAAAUAUAUACUGGAUGUUAAAUAUUAAAAUGCAACAGCAGACAGCCGGAAUGCAUUGCAGCUCCAAGAGUGUCAAAAGUAAAAAAAACCUUGAUUGGUUGAAGUUAAACAGUGAUAACCAAUUAGAGAUGUGAAGUUCGAUUCGAUCGAUGUAAAACGUGUAAUUGGUUAGGACUGUUUAACCUUAGCCAAUCAAGUUUGAACGACGCUUUUUAAUUUUGACACUCUUGGAGCUCGUUAACAGAUCAUGCAAUGCCUUCCAGCUGUCUGCUGUUGCAUUUGAAUAAAGGCACCCCUAACCCCUGAGAAAAAGAAAUGCAAUUAAUAAGUCUUUUUUCAAACUUUAUUAAUUAAAUUGGAUAUUGAAUCAAGACUUUACAAACAAAACCAUACAAAAUUCACUUUUUGGACAUUCCAGUACAUUUAUAUGACUCUCUGGUUCAUGUUAAUACACUCCUGGUGUUAGAAGUAGACUCCCUACUUAUUUCAGAUUUAGCAACUAUACCCAAUCCGGUUCAAGAGCCAUCAGGUUCAAAUUUGGCAAACUGUCUAUGUCUCCAGUCUUUAGACCACUCACAGAACCCACUCACAGGGCCCCGCCCAGACAAACCUGGACCCCGAAAUUUACCUGCAACAUUGUGUUUCAGUCACUUACUGUGAUACGAACUGACAUGGCGCCAUUAGGGUUUCAAAAAGAGCUCCGUUGUCGGUCGUUCCAACCAGCAUUGCAACCUUUUCAUUUCACCAGCGGAGCAAGAAAGGAGAACUUUAAGGAUUAAUUUUAUUGUAAAUGGACCGGUGCUGGCACCCCUGCCUAAAUGCUUGUUCGUGUGUGUUUCAUUUCACCUCCGACUGCUUUGAAAACGAGGGUAUAUUUAUUACUGGGCUUGAAGUUGAAGAAGGGCUCUGUUCCUACAAGACGUACAGAUGGAGCGGUUUGUUUUCGCUGAUUUCAGUCGACUGUCAGUCACCUUUCUGACGCUGAUCACACACUUAUCACACCCUCAUAAGCCGACUGUCAGUAGCCCCCCUCUUUGGUCUGUCUGGGGAAGGCCACCCGCAUUUUAGCACCAAAGACGCAAUUCCAGGGUAAAACCAAAAGGUGGAGCUUUAGUAUCUGACCUGUAGAGUUAGGGUCAAACAGCAAGUAUAGGCACAGUUCUGAGAACAGGACAUAGAUCUGAUAAUGUCAGUUCUACACUGUUUGCUAGGGCAGACAGACAAACUGACAGACAGACAGACAGACAAUAGUCUGUCUAAACAGUGAACUAAAAAGUUGAGAAAACUUGGAAAGUUGACUUCAUUUUAGAAUUUAAUGUUGUACUAACUUUUUUUUAUUCAUAGAUAAGCAUCGGCAGCUCACGCUGCCACAGCUGCCAAACUACCUUCUGGAGGUUUAUCAGUUACUGGCUGUAUUAGGUUGAGUUGGACUUCACAAAAGUACCUAAUGAAAUUAUUAAAUUAUCAUUCUACAGAUGGAGUGGUUUAUUUUCGCUGAUUUCAGUCGACUGUCAGUCACCUUUCUGACGCUGAUCACACACUUAUCACACCCUCAUCAGCCGACUGUCAGCAGCCCCCCUCCUUGGUCAGUCUGGGGAAGUUGUUAAAAAUGUUAAUGAGGCCACCCCCAUUUUAGCACCAAAGACACAAUUCCAGGGUAAAACCAAAAGGUGGAGCUUUAGUAUCUGACCUGUAGAGUUAGAGUCAAACAGCAAGUAUAGGCACAGUUCUGAGAACAGGACAUAGAUCUGAUAAUGUCAGUUCUACACUGUUUGCUAGGGCAGACAGACAGACAAACAGACAGACAGACAAUAGUCUGUCUAAACAGUGAACUAAAAAGUUGAGAAAACUUGAAAAGUUGACUUCAUUUCAGAAUUGAAUGUUGUACUAACUUUUUUUUAAUCAUAGAUAAGCAUCGGCAGCUCACGC